CCGUGCGGUGUGCGGCGGCGGGGACGUACCCCGGUGCGGCGGCCGUGGGGUGCUCGGUGCGCGCCGGCGCUCUCUCGCUCUCGCUCGCUCUCUCUUUUUUUAAAGUGUGACUGAAACAAAACAAAGCCAAAGGGACGCUGGAUCUAUCAUUGGUUGAUUUUCCUCCUCCUUUUUUUUAUGAUCAAAAACAACCCCCCACUCGAGCAAACAAACACACACAAAAGCAGAAAGAAAGGGUCUUACUCAGCAGCAGCAUGGAUGUCUUGGCUAGUUAUAGUAUAUUCCAGGAACUCCAGCUUGUCCACGACACCGGCUACUUCUCAGCUUUGCCAUCCUUGGAGGAAAACUGGCAGCAGACUUGCCUGGAGCUGGAGCGGUAUCUUCAGACUGAACCACGGAAGAUCUCUGAGACCUUUGGUGAGGAUUUGGACUGCUUCCUUCAUGCCUCCUCAGCCCCAGAUACAGAGGACAAUAUCCGACAGCUGGACCCCAUCCUUUUACCGGUGGAGACAAGUACGUGUGACAAAAGCGCCAACAUGGACAUUAUCCUCUCGCGAGACAAGCUGCUGUCUGAGACGUGCCUCAGCUUGCAGUCCACCAGCUCUUCCACAGAAGGCUACACAGCCGUCAACCAGGCCCAACUCAAUGCAGUAACCUCUUUAACGCCCCCUUCCUCUCCAGAGCUCAGCCGACACCUUGUAAAAACCUCACAGACUUUGUCAGCAGUGGAUGGCACGGUGACAUUGAAAUUGGUGGCCAAGAAAACUUCACUCAGCUCCGUGAAAGUGGGUGUAGCAACAGCAACUGCGGGGACGAUAAAAAGCGGGCAAAGUGACAGUGAACAAGGAGGUACAGGGGCAGAAGCAUCCCCGGAAAACAAGAAGAGAGUUCAUCGCUGUCAAUUUAAUGGAUGCCGGAAGGUUUAUACAAAGAGCUCCCACUUAAAGGCUCACCAGAGGACUCAUACAGGUGAGAAGCCUUACAAGUGCUCGUGGGAAGGGUGCGAGUGGCGUUUUGCACGGAGCGACGAGCUCACGAGGCAUUACAGAAAGCACACGGGUGCAAAGCCCUUUAAAUGCAACCAUUGUGACAGGUGUUUUUCCAGGUCUGAUCACCUUGCCCUCCACAUGAAGAGACACAUCUAAGUAUCAGUCAGCUUGGCAUGGAUGUUGUCUGAGCUUAGUGUUGUGAGAUGAAAGUGGAACUCAAGUUACAAUGUGCUACCAUGCCGGAGAAGAGACCUUGAUCACGUGUAAUCCUCUGUACUGAGACCACACGCUCACACUGUUAUGCACCCAAUUAUACUUCAAUACGUACAUCAGUUCUUUAUGCCUUGCUCCAGCUGGAUGGGAAAAGAUGAAGGCGAGGAAAUGGUAUAGAGAUGAAGUCAAUGAGAAGGAACAGUUGCUUACAGUACUUCAUCCCUCUUGGAUUUGUUUCCUGUUUUUGCUGAUAGAAAUCAAACAAAACAGAGGAGGCUUCCCUGCAGGUGGACAGCAGUAGGAGGGGCUUAUUUAACUUGCUUCUCAGUGCAACUCAGUAGGAGGAUAUGUUGUCUUGAAGUUGCAUAUUUGUAGCACUAACUUUCUUUUUAAAUAGAUGGGGGGAAAACAUUGACCUAGAAAACCAAAUUCCAGUUUGGUAGCCAAAAUUAACCUCUCGGUUCAUUUGUUCUUUGUUUGAGAAUUCCUAAUGUUCAGUGUGUCAGACUUCUCACAGACACUUUGACCUGUCUUGGUUUUGGUUCUUCUUCCUAGAACUGAGCUAUUGAGAUCCUUUUAAGUCAAUAUCAGUGGCCUUAAUGGCAGUAGACUGUGGAGUGACACUUGUGACACAAAUAUCCUCUUUUUGGCCUGAAUUUAGGUAGACAUCACGGAGGACUGUAUUUUUGUUGCUUGUUUUUAUUUUAAGUUUUAUUUUGGCUAUCACACAACAUAUGCACUAGGGACUCUGGAAGCUGCUGCCCUGAUGGCUAAGAGGCCAAGGGAUAAACCCCUAAGAAACAGCACCUAAUAUCUCUUUAGGACUCACCUUAUUGGCAUAGCUAGGACUUCUUAUUUGUUGAACAAAAAACUUUAUAAGCUUAUUUGGAAGCUUAUUUUUUUUCUCAUUUCUCCACGGACAAGUGAUCUUCAGAACUACUUGAUUUCACCUGGAUAUCAGUCUGGGACUGGCCACACAGGCAUGACUACAGGAUUCCUUCCACAUCAUGUGAUCAUGUUAGCCACAACCCACAGUGACUCAGUGAUGAAGUAUGUUGCUUUUUCUUGCUGUUCUUCUAUUACCCAACUUAAAACAUUAGACUUUUCUUUAUAUAAAGAGCACCUGCAGACAUUUUAAUUUAAAGCUAAUGUUUGUUACACACAAACACACAAAAAUACCAAGCCAAAAAUCCUACUCCAGUCUCUGAGUGGGAAAUCAAGAACCUCUUCAGUGACUUCAUUCAGCAUUAGCCUUUAAAAGAUAGAAUCAAAGUCCUCCUUUUCCAUUCAUCAAGUUGAUACUGUAUCUCACUCCUAUAUGAAAGAAAAGGUAACAAUGUGAAUGGUGAAGGAAGGGUUGGAUUUUCCAAACAGCAAUGAGGCCUUUCCAAAUGAUUGGUCUAAAGUAUUACUAACCUAGAGGUCCAUUUCGGCCUACUGCGUGAACCAUCAAGGAGAAGUUGGAGGUCUCAUGCUCACCCUUCAGGCCUAUUGAUAAUUUGAUUUUGUUGGCUCAAAGUGGAUUAAAGUCUUCAUUACAAAAGAAAAACAAAAAAAUGUAUUGUACCAUAACUUGUAUUUGAAACUAUUUGGCACUGGCCCUGACUCCAAAGACUGCAUUUAGGACCAUAAAAAUGGCCUAUGCAAGCAGGCAGGUGGUCAUUAGGUUGUAUAUUUUGUAUAUUGUGGGACCAUCCCCACAAGAUGUGUCUAGAAAUGAAACAAAAUGGCACGUGGCCCACAAAUGGUUGCUGCUUUUUUAUACUGAAUUAGCCAACUGCCUUUCUUUGACUGUUUUGACUCAUAGACUGUUAAAUAUUUCCCUUAAUUUCUGUUUUGAGAGGUAAAACUGUACCCUUAGGGGAAGAAAGAACAAACAAGAAACUGAAUAGAUGUUUAAGAGCUGGCACCGGGAUCCUUGGCACUUGAAUGCUCAGCAUUUUGCAACCUUUGGUUCCAGUGAGAGAUUGGAUUUACUCAAAAGAUGCUGUUUUUCCUCACGGUUUUCACAAAGCACUGUGACUUGUCGACUGAACACUUUGGGAAUAGGGGGAAAAUACCAUGUCUGGCCCAUAUGGUAUGAAAUAUGGACCAAUUUGUCGCCAUCUUUUAGGGACAAUGAUGUAACAUUCAUGAUAAGGGCAUGACAGAGAGCAAGAGAGAGAGUGAAAGAAAGAAGAGAAAGAGCGAAAGAGAUAGAACAAAAAUUGAAUUAAUUCCAAAGAUUUAAAACUAACUAUACUCAUGUGUAUAUAUAUAUAUGCUUAUAUAUAUAUAUGUAUACAUUUGAAAAUUGCCGAGCACUGCUUGCUGACAAUCUCGUAUUUCUCUACUUCUGUAUUUGCUUACUUUUUAUGGCCAUUCCAUCCAGCUAUUCCACUGGGACUGAGGGCCCUAGAAUCCAAUUUGUGUUGGAAUAUAUAGAGCAUCCUGACUGAUGUCUAAUGGGAACUGAAACCUCAGCUGUGUGAAACUGUAGAGUAUCCAGUCAGUGCAUUAGAUUUAAAAAAGGAUAAGAGCAACCCAAAAUUUUAUUACUGUAGUAUCCUAAAGUGUGUGCUCUCAAACCCACCACUAUAAUGUUCAUUGGCUUUGAACUUGCAUAAAUAUCCUCCUUUGGCCUCUGAACACACCUGCCUUUAGACUUUCUAUCAGUAGUCUACAAAUCUUGAUUAUAAAGUGUUGGUUUAAGUACCAGACUCUAUUUAAAAUGGAAACAAUCAAGCAAGACCGUUUAUUUACUUUGAGUUGUUAUUUAUGGUCUUGUUGACAUCUUCUUUAAAUAAGGCAGAACAAGAACCCCAUGGAAAAAAAACCCUGAAAUAUCUGAUUAUUUUGUUCUAGGGGCAGGCCUACAUCUAAAUCAUGGAUCCAACUAGCUUAAAAAACAGAGAAAAAGGGGAUAAGAGACUUAACCAGAUUUCUCAGGCUUUCUCUGUGGCAAGGGCAAGUCUUGAACUCGGAAGCCAAAUUUUGAGCUUUGGGACCAUCUCUUCUGUAAGCAAAAGGAGAUAUUUUUCACCUUUAAACAUGGUGUACUCCGUCUGUCUCUGGAAUUCAGUUUUUGGGUGCUCAUAUGAAAGUGUUUUAGUCGUUACUAGAAUUUUGAACCAUGACUGUUUUUUUCUAGGAGUCUCCAUUUUGGAAAGGCAUAAUAGUGACACAUUCCAGGAUAUAUUUUUUCACAAUGGCAAGUUUUGUUUCUUUGCAGAUAUUUUAAGCUGUGCACUUCAAUCUUGUGUAAUCUGUUAUAGGUAGAUGUGUUUUGGGUCUGUGUCUCCUUGCUAAAGGUGUACAGUCGUCCUCUGUAAACUAUGAGUAGAAACAGACUAAUGAGGAAAGCUAAUCCUCCCUAUAAGGCUUCUUGGAAGUAAAUGCAUAAAUAGAUGAUUUAGUAACAGUUGGGGACCGAAUUAUCCAGCUGUAGAAAGGAGAAGCUUAACCUUGUUUCCUUCAUGCUAGAUUUAUGCUUAUUUGCAAAAGAGAAGUAAGAAAGUCAGAUUGUGGUUUCCAAGGUCAUGGAAGUAUAGGAUGAGGACAAAUUGAUACAAAAGACUAAAAAAUAGUGUACAUAGGGGAAGCAACUAAAGCAAAUGUGAGUUUUUGUGAAUAGAUAAAUAAUAUUUUGGAGCAGAGCAGUCAGUCAUAGAAUCAUGCAGGUGGGAAGGGGCUUCCGGAGGCCAUCGUGGCCAAUCUCCAACUAGAGCUGACUGCUCAGGGCCAUACACUGCUCAGUUUUAAAUAUCCCCAAAUAUGUAAAUUCUGUAACCUCUCUGUACAAGCUGAUCCAAACCACCUUUAUGUUAAAAAAAAAAGAAAAAGAAAAAAGAAAAGAAAAAUCCAUGUGUCAAGGUAGGAAUUUUUCAGGUUCAACUUGUUUUCAUUGCCUCUUUCACUAUGCACCUCUAAGUAGAGGCUGACUUCUUCUCUACACCCUGUGUUAGGUAUCUGUAGACAGCAAUAAGAUCUACCCUUAACCCAUCUCAUUUUAAGGUAUCUCAGCUUCUCUUCAUUCAUCAUAUGAGCCAGGACCUGAUUUCCAUGGCGGCUCUCUGCUAUACUCGCUCCAAUAUGUCAAUAAUUUUCUUGAAAUGGGAGACCAAAACCAGACAGGAUCUUUCAGAGCAAGACAUGCUUCAUAUGUUGCAGUGUUGACAUAUUUAUUCUGGAUUUUUCCAUUAUCUAAUUGAGACAAGCUAUAGUUUAUGACAAGAUUCUAUUUUGAAAACUGACUUACAAAAAAUCGUUUAGGAAGCACCGGUCUAAAGAUUUUUCUAGCCAGAUUUGCUGAAUCUGUGUAUAAAAAUAUGAUUAUAGGAAUAUGCUUUCUAUAGUGCCAACUUGAUGCCUGGCAAGAACAAUUCUGUUUUUCCAACAUUCCUCUUUUACCUUAAACUAAAAAUGUAUUAUUUCACUCGUAUCAAAUAUGAAGAAUGUGAUGCUGUAUUUUAGACCAAAACAAAACUUCAAUGCAUCUUUGUUCUGUUUGUUUUUCCCCUUGGGAGAUAAGAAGUCACCUAAAAUAUCACAUGUAUUUUAUAAAGUUUGAUCUAAUAGAAAAAGGGAUUCCAGAGUCCAGAGUAUUUUCUGUUAUCCCAGAAUUGUUCCUUUUCAAUAGCCAGUACUCAGUCUAGAAAAUCACAUUACCUGGAUAAAUUGGCUAAUGAAGAAAAGAAAGGACAGACUGAAAUCCUGUAUUCAUUCAAUGUCUUGGACAAGGCCCUAAGCAGUCUCAUCUGACUGAACUCUUUUUUAAACAGAGGGUUGAAUUAAGUGACUUCCAGAGGUAUUUUCCAACUAAUUUUUCUGUGUUUCUAUGACUCACUUCAGAGCUCCCGCUGAUUAGAUGUGUUGCAGUUCUAGUUCUUCCUAGUCUUGUGCUGGUGGAACAGACUAAAGGACAAGUCUGUAGGGUUUCUCUCAAACUCUGAUAGUUCCAUCCUAAUUAGGCUUCUUCAUGAGGGACAUUUAGAGAAGAGGCAAUCUUAAAAAACCCAAAACCUUUGGCAAACCAGUUUGAUGCAAUAUCAUUCCAUGAGAGGUGUCACAGCUGCAGGGACCAACCAGAUAUUGUGGAAAUAAGUUUGCUAGCUGGGAAGGUCCAUGUAACGUCUCAAAAAUAGUUCCCAGGGACUGAUAUGUAAGCUAACAUAUAUUUCUACAAAGGUAAACAUUAUUUGGGGGUUUUAAAUUCAUUACUGUUUUCCUCCAACUUUUUGGAAUUGAAUUUACUGUUUUUUUAGGCUAGCACAUUUCCACUUAAGAGUGAAAGCAUCCUCCCAAGAUACUACAAAUACUUAUUGACAAAUCUUGUCCAUCUUUCAUUAGCAUUAAAUCUUGACUGAUCAUUUCCAGAUCAAGCCUGGAUAUUCUUCUUCCUUUUGUUACAUUUGUGUCUCUCUGUAUUAAAUAGUUUAGGGAUGACUCCUGCAGUCUUUCUCCUCCACAGCUCUAUGCUGGCUUCAGUGGCAAGAUUUAGCAUUGUAAGAAGUGUAGGAUCUGGCCCACCAGGUACGAAGAUCUGUCUUGUAAAGCUGAGACUUUCCUCUUCCCUUAGAGGAAGAAGUCCAACAUAUACUUGUGCUAUAUAAGUUAUAUAUAUAAUGAUACAGUUGUAUAUAUAAAUUAUAUGCAUGGUAAUGUGGAAAUGGGGUUGUAGGCUGCCUUUAUCACCUCAAGAACAGGAUUUGUUACCUGAAAAUUUUCAAAUGCAGGUGUCAUUUUUCAAACAGGGUUUUGUAGUUUUCCUUAAUGCUUGUUAAUGGCAUUUUUUGUGUAAUAAUUGAAGUUGGAACUCUUUGCAAUUUUCAAAAUGAAAGCUUUUAUUAGGUUUUUUUUAAGUGCUUUGGUCCUAACUUCUAUAUACUGCCAGAAAACAGGCUCUCCACCCUGUCUCUGUGUGGGUGUAGACGUAGAACAGUAUACCAUAUAUACCUACACAGAAGAGGAGACUGAGCUGCUGACUUACGGUUUGUAGUAGCCAACCGUGCCUAUUGCUUUGAUUUAGGGAGGGCACUUGCUGUUGCCACUGCAUUUUAGGAGUCAUGUCAACUUCUGUAGGAAAGUCUUCAACAGUGCUGGGAAACACAUGUUGCUGUGUACUGUGAAUGAGUAGGGGAUUGGGAGGGGAGGUGGGACGGGAGGGAGAUUUGAGGGCUUAUCAUGUACACACUAAAAGUGAACUAGAAUGAACAGAAAGAUGACAAUUUUAGCCUUUAUUGUUUGUCUCUCGGGGAAAUGAAAAGUUAAAAUAUAGUCCCUGGAAGGCCGGAUGGCUGAAGGGCUGAUGUUUAUAUUUUGCAACAUACAUUUUACCUGUCGCUCUGUGUUUUAAACCCCAGGCCUGUCAGAUUCUGGAAGUAGACUGAAACACUAAUUUAAACACUAUUUUUUUUACCAAGGCCAUGUGUCUACCAGACAAGCUACUCUGUGCUAAACUGUCAGUCUAGUUAAAAUAGCCUAUUACUUGAUUGCCUGGACUGAGUUUGCAUUGGCAUCCUAUACAGUUAAGCUGAAGUGUAAGAAAUGCUUCAGCCAAUUAAGAUACCUCUACAGGAAAGUUCUUGCACCAAUAUAAGUAUCUGGUCUUGAAAUCUCUGCGUAUAAACCAUGGCAGCUUUUCUUUUAGAAACAAGGCCUUAGUUUAGCAUGUCUGCUCAUCUAGUUGAAAAAAUAGUAAUGCAGGCUGAGAUAUCUUUUUUCCCCUUGCCUGUUUGCUUUCUUGUCCUUUGAAACCUUUUUUGUUUAGGGGAUUUUUUUUUUUUUAAAUCAACAACAAAAGUAUGAAUGCUCCCUAUUUAAUAAAAAACAAACAAACAUUGCUUGAAGGACUUUCAUUUUGCACUAUAAUUUUUCUUUUACCAGAUGUGUCUGACAAGUGCAUUUUGGAGAUGCCCUCGGUCACAUUCUCUCAGGCCUACUCUGGUAUUUCUAAUAUAUCACAGAAGUACCCAAUCUUGUAGCCCUCAGUUCUGACUUUUUUUGACAUUUUAUUUUUUUUAAGCUUUUUAUAUAUAUAUAUAUAUAUAAAUAUCUAUAUUACUUUGUCAUUUUUUUUGCUGUACAAAAAGUCUUAAGAUUUAAAAAUAUUAUUUGUAUUAUAUGAUGGUGGUAUGUUAAUGUUACAAAAUUAUUAAUGAAGAAAAAAUUUAUU
Molecule: messenger RNA, 8355 nt
Organism: Colius striatus (speckled mousebird)
Lineage: Eukaryota; Metazoa; Chordata; Aves; Coliiformes; Coliidae
Gene: KLF7
Product: KLF transcription factor 7
Exons: 4
Coding region: 255-1145 (296 amino acids)
Biological process (GO): regulation of transcription by RNA polymerase II
Molecular function (GO): RNA polymerase II cis-regulatory region sequence-specific DNA binding; DNA-binding transcription factor activity, RNA polymerase II-specific
Source: RefSeq, a predicted model, not a curated record